GCGGUACUCGGUGAAAGCGGACAGCACGAGCGACACGGUGUGUUUGGGAUGCAUUUGCGAAAGGAGAAGCGGGUACAAAAUGUAUCAUGGAUUGCUCUCUUUUUAAAAUGAGCAUUUGCACUCGACAAAACAUCUAUAUUUUAAGUCUGUUAAACUCAGGGAUUUUUUUUUCUUUUAGAUUAUUACGAGGUUAAACAUCUGGAUUGCAGCUGUGGUUUUCGGAUUGAUUUACAUCCCCAACACGUUCAAACUCUGAUGUUUUUAUUUUUAUUUGACACGUUUAGUUUUUUCAACCGACAACGUGUCAGCCUGGUUUCAUACUCGAAUAUCUCACGAAUGGACGCGUAUUGUAGGUAAGGUAGAGAUGUGUGAUGAACAUCUGGCGAGAGAAGGACGCGAGUGUGAAGCGAAGCGUAUGAUGAUGUGACGGAUGCGGCAUUAUAGAUUUCAAAAAAGCCACAGAGGAGAAUCAAGGGUCUGCCUCCAUGCUGAGAUGUGUACUAGUGACCUGUCCGAGAGGCUGAGCUUGCUCUUUUUACCAUGUAAAUGCAAAAAGAAGCAUGCUUUAUUCCUCCACUAGUCCACCUGUGGCUUCAGGGCAGCCUAGUACAACCCUGUUCCUCACGCCUAAGGUGCUGACCCAGCCAGCAGGUACAAGAGCCAUGGAGAAUUCCUCGGCAAAAGUCAACAGCUCGCUAGAGCUCCGGGCGCUAUCAGAAUACGUUACGCCUUCAACCAUUUGGCCGGACCCUGUUCAGGGCCUGAACGUGCCCAUUCAGGUGUUCUUUGGCCUGGUUAUCAUCUGUGUGCUGCUGCUGGCCUUCCUCGGAAACAUGGUGGUCUGCCUCAUGGUUUACCAGAGAGCCGCUAUGCGUUCUGCUAUUAACAUCUUGCUGGCCAGUCUCGCCUUUGCCGAUAUGAUGUUAGCAGUCCUCAACAUGCCCUUUGCGCUAGUCACAAUGGUGACCACGCGUUGGAUCUUCGGAGAGGCAUUUUGCCGCAUCUCGGCCAUGUUCUUCUGGAUGUUCCUGAUGGAGGGAGUGGCUAUUUUGAUGAUCAUCAGUGUGGACCGCUUCCUAAUCAUUGUCCAAAAGCAGGACAAACUUAGUCCACGCAGGGCCAAAGUGUUAAUCGCAGUCUCAUGGUCUCUGUCUUUCUGCUUUUCUUUCCCACUUUCCAUUGGCCACCCAGCCCUGUACAAUCCCCCCAGAGCACCGCAGUGUGUUUUCGGCUACACAGUUGAGCGUGGCGACCAUGCUUACGUUAUGCUCAUUAUGCUGGUGUUCUUCUUUGUACCAUUCCUGGUGAUGCUGUACACAUUCAUGGGCAUAUUGAGUACUCUCCGCCACAACGCUCUGCGCAUCCACUCCCACCCCGACUCGGUGUGCUUCAGCCAGGCCAGCAAGCUGGGUCUGAUGAGUCUGCAGAGACCCUUUCAGAUGAAUGUAGACAUGAGCUUCAAAACACGUGCCUUCACCACGAUCCUCAUUCUGUUCUCAGUGUUCACCGCAUGCUGGGCUCCGUUCGCCACCUACAGCCUGCUGUCCACCUUCAGUCGCGCCUUCUACUACCGGCAGAACUUUUUUGAGAUCAGCACGUGGCUGCUGUGGAUCUGCUAUCUCAAAUCGGCUCUGAAUCCACUUAUCUACUACUGGAGAAUCAAGAAGUUCCGUGACGCCUGCCUUGACCUGAUGCCCAAGUACUUCAAGUUCCUGCCGCCGCUGCCUGGCAACACGAAGAGACGUAUCCGCCCCAGUGCGGUUUAUGUGUGUGGGGAGCAUCGAUCUGUGGUGUAGUGGAGGACGUUUCUGAAGCCUCUUUUGAAAUUCUUAUAGUACAAUCUUAUUAAGCUGUGAUCUGUUUGGUCUUUCUUCGAACCGCAGGAUGUUUUAGCUGUCAAAGAUUGUUCAGAUGAGACAGUUUACAGAGCCUGUACAUUGAACUACUUUAAUUGCACAAUGUUUUUUUUUUUAUUCUUUUAUAGGAUUUAGAUCGUUAUAGAAGUUUGUUCAAGUCAGGUGCUGCUAUAUUUGGUGAAAAUGUGCAAUCUUCUGUUUUAUGCCAUGAAUGUAAUACGAUUUUGUGUGCUGUGUAUGUUUUGGUUUGUGUUGUUUUUUCCUGGCUUUGUGAUUCUGUUUUACACUUAGACAUUUUCUAUUUUAGUUUAUUUUCGAUUGCUCAGUUUUCAAUUAUUUUCAGUGUGAAAAUAAAGGAAAGGAAUUUUACAAAGAUACGCAUGUUCCAAACUGAUAAGUAGACUUUGUGAAGAGACAUGAUUUUUAAUGUGAAUUUUAAAAUUGUGAUUUCCAUGACUGGAAGUGAAUAAAAUCAUGGAAAUUAAUACUAUUAAACCUCAUGGAAUUUGUGGUCAUAUACAUUUUUCUAGUUAUGACUUGUGCCAAUUUUAUUCAGUUUUAAUUUAAUCCAUUUUUGAUUGACUGAUUUGAAAGGUCUCAGAAGUGUAUCAGCCAAAAGGUGGGGUAACCCUAUCGAUAUUUCUGUACAGCACAAGGUUGUUUUAUAUAUCAUAUGAACAGCGUCUAACCAAUUGCUUGUUCCUGAGAUGCCAUUAAAAACAAACAACCAAUCAACCAGCUAAAGGAUAUUUUUCCCUUCUCAUUUGUCAAAUGGCACGCAUUUAAGAAUAAAUUUGUAAUAUCUGUUUGUCAUGGAAAAAAAGUUCUCUGCUCAGUUGAGACCGCUGUGUCCGUCUGAGCCUUUG
Molecule: messenger RNA, 2722 nt
Organism: Carassius carassius (crucian carp)
Lineage: Eukaryota; Metazoa; Chordata; Actinopteri; Cypriniformes; Cyprinidae
Gene: gpr63
Product: G protein-coupled receptor 63
Exons: 2
Coding region: 561-1796 (411 amino acids)
Biological process (GO): G protein-coupled receptor signaling pathway
Cellular component (GO): membrane
Molecular function (GO): G protein-coupled receptor activity
Source: RefSeq, a predicted model, not a curated record